Linum tenue is the source of this 3781-nucleotide messenger RNA. Lineage: Eukaryota; Viridiplantae; Streptophyta; Magnoliopsida; Malpighiales; Linaceae. The record is from the annotation of a GenBank genome assembly.
GAGACAAGAAGGCGUUUUAGUCUCCGAACAGUGUGUUGAUGGCCGCGAUUCGCCGACAAUGCAGCCUCUCCUCGGCGACACGAUCGGCGAGCUGCGCAACAGCUUUUCCUCCUUCGCAGCACAGCUCGACUCUACUGCCGCCGCCCUCCAAGCUUUGUCGGUGGCGCUGAUUCUAGCGGAGGAGAAGCUGGAGGAAGGGCUUCAGGAAGUCGAGCGGAAGGAGAAGGAUGUGGAGAAGGAGGUCGAGACGGUGAAUCGGAAGUCGGCGGAAAUCGACGCGAGGCAGGCGUCUUUCGAGCUCCUGAUGAAGGAGAUUUCCGAUCAGAAAAAACACGCGGAGAAGGCGGCGGUCGGGAGUUGCUACAAUGAAGCAGAGUCGGAUGAGAAACGGAGGAGACUCGAGGCGAAAGAGAAGGAAAUCGAGGAAUGCUCCCACCGGUUCCGGCUAAGGGAGAAGAGAUUCGAGGAGCAAUUGGCGGAGUUCCAGGUUCAUUUCAAUGAACUGAAUUCUAGACAGAGGCAUGUCGCUGAGCAAGAGAGACAAUGUAGAGAAAUUCAAUCGAACAAUAAGCAUUGGUCUGAUGAGUUGGGAGUCAGGGAGAAGGAAUUGCAAGGAAGAAUGAUUGAAUUCAGUAGGAAAAUGGUAAAACCUGAUCUUCGUUUGGCUGAAUUGAGCAAGAAAGAAAGGGAAUUAGAUGAGAAGGAGAAGCAACGUAAAGAAAUUGAACUGAAAGUUCAACAAUCUAUGAAUGCGCUAAAGUUGACGGAGAAGGAUCUUUUGGAAAAAGGGGAGAUUCUAGACAAACGGGCUAUAGAAGUGGAAUUGAAGGAGAGGAAUCUUGAAGAGAGGCUUAGGGGAUUCGGUCCAGAAGGUGUGAUCUCGGCAGAAGGGGUGGUGGAAGAUUCUGAUUCUAAAGAGAAGCGAGUUAAGACAAUGUUUAGAGAAUCUGAAGUGAAAGUAGAUAAAAACUUUGUCAAGUCACAAUUCUCUUCACGUCAGUGGAGUGGAGCUAAACCUUUGUGGUCAGAUGCAUAUGGAGAUGGUAAUACUGAAUCUGCUGAUCCUGCUCCUGUGACCUCUGCUAAUUUACCUGCAGAGCAGCCAGAAAUGUCAAAUGUGCCAGCUCAGCAGCCGGAGAGGGUAAACGUACCAGCUCAGCAGCCGGAGGGGGUUAACGUACCAGCUCAGCAGCGAGAGAAGGUAAACGUACCAACUCAGCAGCUAGAGACGGUAACCGUACCUGCUCAGCAGCCAGAGAGGGUAAAUGUACUAGCUCUGCAGCUAGAGAAGGUAAAUGAGCCAGCUCAGCAGCUAGUGAAGGUAAAUGUACCAACUCAGCAGCCAGAGAGGGUAAACGUACCAGCGCAGCAGCUAGAGAAGGUAAAUGUACCAGCUCAGAAGCCAGAAAGCUCGAGUAUUCCUGGCCAGCAGCUUGAAAGGUUGAAUAUUCCUGAUUCCCAACCAGGAAGAUUGAAUGUACCUGCUCAGCAUCUAGAAACGCUAUCUAGUGGUCAAGGCUGCAGCAAUCCUUUCCCCAUAAUUUCCAACCUCUUUGGAUCUGGAGGUGAAACUGAUCCUUCGCUCUCAAAAACGCAGCUUGUGCCCAAAUGUAUCGCGGGACGCACACCUCUCAAACUACUGUGCAGGAAAAUUGAGUCAAAUACAUUAUAUUGCCUUGAAAUCUCUGAUGCUCUUGAACUUGCAUCUGAUACUGGAGAGUUCGUUUUAGGUGUGGUAAAGGAUCCAUCCUCCCUCACCUUGCAUAGGGGAAAUGAAGCAGUCAGCUUAGCUUUUCCACAAUAUGGUCCGUUAUUAUUGUUGGACCGUAUGUGGCGAAUGUCGCCCCAUGUCAAGCCAGAUGUGGAGAUAGAAGCCCUUAGCUUUGCAAGGAAGUGGAGAUUGAAACUUCCUGAGCAGAUGUACAAUAAUUUAGAACCUGUUUGUUUCUUGCUGUUUUUAGCUGCCUACAAGUUGGUCUCUCAUUUUAACCAAGACGAGCUCUUUAGUGUUUUUGGUAAAGAUCAUUGGUGCCGAUAUGCGACCAAGCUAUUUGGGAUUCUUGGCUUCAAGGAUUUAAGACCAAAGUUUCUCAAAUACCUUUUGAGAAAUAAACUGCCGAUGGAGACCCUUGAAUCUGUGAAUGUAUCGAGUUUGCUUGAGAAGUCCCCUUCAGCAAAGACUCUGCUUAACGAAUAUUUGCUCCUAUGUGCAAAGAAACUGCGUGGAACUGAAGGCAUUGGCCAACAGAUUGAAGCUAUUGAAAGGGAGCUAACCGUAUGGAAAUCUGUAGUCGAGUCCAUCGCAGACCAAAACUUGUCUGAGAACUUCCAAGCCCACAUUUUGUCCCUGGAGAAGCAGAAGCAAUGGAAACUUCAAGUGCAGGAAGCCUUAGCUGGACCUCCUUCCACUCUCAAAUUAUCUGAGAUCCAACAACCUGGUCUGUGGCAACAGCAAGAUACUCCCGCAUCUUCCAAAGCUGAAAAACAGCAUGACACUCCUGCAUCCUCCAAAGCUGAUGCCAGCCCAAUCACAAUCUCUGCUGCUUCUUCUCCACCUCAACCCCUGGACAAGAGUAGGGCUCGUAAAAAGCGCUGUAUAGUGGUAGAAUCAUUGGAUGCAUCUCAAAGACCGCCGUCAUUGGGGUCCAACAACCAGAUGGUCCAGCCGCCUCAACAACCUCUGCAGUUUACAGGAGGAACGGGAGGUUCAUUUAGACUUGCUAAGUUUCCUUGCCCAGACUCACCUUUUCGGUUCCCUGCUCCCACAUUUCCAUGGUCCCAUCAGACCCUGUUCGGGUAUCCUGGACAUACAAGGUAAGUGCUCUAUUUACUGCAUUCCCUUUCGUUUAUUAUCCUGUCCUACCCCCAGUUCUCAGGGCUGUAGAUAUGUAGUUGGUAGAGCUGCAACCAACACGGUACUUUGGUUGAAGGUGUUGCACAUAAGCUCUUCAUUUUGAUUGCCAAAACUGUGGCCCUGUUGCAUAUGUAAUCAAAUGGAAGCUUGGGUCAUUUUCUCCUUUGCAGGGCAAGCUGGCAGUGUGAAUUCACACAAAUCUAAUAAGAUAAACUGAAUGAACUAAUUUUGCCAAGAUUAUGAUGUAAUUUUUUAUGCAAGCUUCUUGCAAACUCCCCAUGGUGCUGCUCCGCCAAGAGUUCCAGAGGAUGCGUCUAGGGCUCCGGAGACAGUAGGUGUCAGUGCUGGGUUACCUUCUGCUGAGGAGGUUAGUGAAUCCAUAGCACAGACUAAGUUCGAGUCAGCUUCAGCAUCGUCUGCUCCGCGUGGCCCCCUACCGUCGGAGGUGGGCUCUGUUACUAGAGGUCCGGUGGAAAAUUUGCGCCUCCCAUUCUCAUUCGGGGCGGAGCAUCGGAGCCUAACUAGUAAUGUGGUGGGUGAUCCCCGUCAAGCACUCUCUCCUGGCGUGGAGUAUGAGAACCCCCCGGUCUUCCCUUCCUUUGCUGACGCCACAGCGGCGUCUUCUGGUGCUCUAUGCUUGGCUACUCAAUUGGGAGGGGCGACUGUAUCCAAAUGUGUCAGAGAUUCCUCGGCAUCAAGUUUGGGUGUUGCUGAAAAGGUGAAGGAAACUGGCCUCAACCAGUGCCAGCCCAAAGAAUGAAGGUUUUGUUUUGGAACUGUCGGAGAAUCGGUAUCAGGUUUGCUUUCCGAUCUCUUUCAUGUAUGGUUCCAUUUGUGAAAUUAAGGGGCUAUGGUCUUUUAAUGGGGUAGAAUUAGAUGUUUCUAAACACUCUGGUUGUAUAUAUGUGUUUAUUUCCAAAUGUUAUU